UACAAUAUCAAAAUUCCCAACCACUGUUGGUUAAAUUUCCAAGCCAUAAUUAGGAAGACGACUCGUCGGGUAUCGAGUAUCGAUCGAUUAUUCCUCUAGACGAACAGGGUUGCAGGAGGUCAAGCAACGAGAGCAAAACCCCUUCGAAAAUGGUGUGCUUAGCCUGCCUUUUGCCGCUGUUCCUUAUCCCGGUGGUGAACGCCUUGCCUUUGCUUGUCAAUUUUAUCCUGGCUAAGGUGUACAGACUCUUCGGAUGGGAAUACAAAACGCCAGAGAGGGUCCCUCCAGCUUGUCCAUACAAGCCUGCUGGCAACAAAAGUGCCCAACAUGUAGGAGACCCACAGAUAGAGUCAGAGCAGAGUAAGUCCCUUCAGGAUGACGCUAAACAAGACUAGUGAUCUUUCAUUGGGAGCUUCUACCAUUUUAUUCUGUAAGGCAUGUGAAUCUAUAUCCCGUUAACUGUUUUAAGUAACUUGGUGUUUGUUGCACACAAGCAUGUGGAGGAGGCUCUGAAAUUCAUGGAAUAAAUAAAGACUAAGAGAACUUGAUCCUAUGAUGAAACGGGAUUGAAAAUUUGAGGUACACUGGCAAUAGUAAUCAGAAAAAUAUCAUAUAUCAUAACAAUAAUUUCGAUAGCA
Dendrobium catenatum is the source of this 638-nucleotide messenger RNA. RefSeq lists its product as uncharacterized. The record is from RefSeq and is a predicted model, not a curated record. The transcript has 4 exons. Lineage: Eukaryota; Viridiplantae; Streptophyta; Magnoliopsida; Asparagales; Orchidaceae. The coding region runs from base 150 to 395 and encodes 81 amino acids.